AUGGUGAUCAGUGGGAUCAUGCUGUUCGAUCCAUUGGGUUUCUGUUUAGUUUGUCUUUGCCUAAAUAUUAUGGGAGAUGCUUGGAAGCCAAGCCUGGCUUGGGAGAAUGACUUAAUUGAUGCUUUUGUUAACGUCGCUGCUGCUGCUGCCGCCGCCGUUAGCAUCUUCCGCAACGAGAUAGUCAAUGUCAUUCCUCUCCCUACGUGGUCGCUGGUACAAGCACGCCUAGUUGAACACAGGGUUGAUUUGCCGUAUUCGGAUGACAAUGAGUACAUGGUUCCAGCUGCAGAAUCGUCAGUUGACGAGAUGCUAAUCAAGGUUAGGGUUGAAGAUGAAGCCGAAGAAAAAGAUUGCGUUAUAUGUUUGGAGCAACUCAAGGUUGGAUCCGACGCUUCUUCGAUGCCUUGUAAGCAUAUUUUUCAUGGUGAUUGCAUCCAAGAGUGGCUGAGUACCAGCCAUUAUUGCCCUAUCUGCCGCUUCGAGAUGCCAACACAUUAG
This is a messenger RNA of Hibiscus syriacus, 498 nucleotides long. RefSeq names its product E3 ubiquitin-protein ligase SIS3-like. Gene Ontology annotation, molecular function: ubiquitin protein ligase activity; zinc ion binding. Gene Ontology annotation, cellular component: cytoplasm. Gene Ontology annotation, biological process: protein ubiquitination. The coding region runs from base 1 to 498 and encodes 165 amino acids. The record is from RefSeq and is a predicted model, not a curated record. Lineage: Eukaryota; Viridiplantae; Streptophyta; Magnoliopsida; Malvales; Malvaceae. The transcript has 3 exons.